Messenger RNA from Debaryomyces fabryi, 579 nucleotides. RefSeq lists its product as uncharacterized. Bases 1 to 579 code for a protein of 192 amino acids. NCBI's taxonomy places the organism in Eukaryota, Fungi, Ascomycota, Pichiomycetes, Serinales, Debaryomycetaceae. The transcript has a single exon. The record is from RefSeq and is a predicted model, not a curated record.
AUGGAGAGUGUAAAUGACGACGAAUUCCCCAUUUACACCAUAACGGAAAUAAACCAACAGACUAACCCCAAUGAGUUCUACUCGAACAUAUCGAAAAAGCUAGUAAGACGCUAUAUUGAUCCCAUAAGCAUGGUCACGGGCUACAAGUUCCCCAUUAGAGACUACCACAAGGGCGGAAUUAAAACCAAAAAGGUGUCGUUGAUGUUUAUUUGUUGCCAGGAUAAGACCAAACAACGCAAAUCUCGCAGUAAGCAGCACAAGCGAGUCAGCAACAAAUUGAAAAUCUACAACUGCUUCUCCAAAGUAAAUCUCAACUACGACCUAUUGAUCGGUGGUGUAACCAUUGCAUACACUCACAAAUGCCACUCAAACAACGCUGUAGACUACGACGACCCCUCAGACCACCCAGAUCUUAGAAGUGACAUACACGCACAAAUACGAAAUGAUCCUGGCCACUCCAACGACGAUUUAAAAGAACCUGGGGAACUAGACCACUUCAACGACUCAAUCCAGUCAAUAGCGGCUGCUGCGGUCGAAAACAAAUUCAUAAACAUAGAUGAUCGCUUAAUCAACCACUAA